AUGGCCGAAGGCUCAACCCCUCGCCGGGCUCGAAGAGCUCAGACGGGCGGCUACCUGCCGAUAGAGGACUACGGAAUGAUCGGCAACAUGCACACGUGUGCGCUGGUAGGCAUUGAUGGCAGUGUGGAUUUCAUGUGCUGGCCCGAUUUCGACUCACCGUCUGUCUUCUGUCGUUUGCUGGACAAGGACAAGGGCGGCUACUUUAGUAUUGCGCCUCCAGAGAAGCUCCAGUGCACUACCAAACAGCAAUACCUGCCCGGGUCGUGUAUUCUGCAGACCCGAUACAUUCAUGAAGACGGUGUUGUGGAUCUGCUUGACUUCUUCCCGCGGCCCAAGUCCGCCCUGGUCACCACCAAGGAGUACAGGCAGAGCUCCUAUCAUGUGGAAAUAUUUCCCGCCUUCGCAUAUGGCCUUGAGCCGCACACUACUACGCUGUACGAUAACAUCGAUUCGCAGAGCAAAUCUGCCACCUUUCACAGCAAAGAUGUCCGGCUUCAGUUGGAUGUGGUCCUACAGCAGGGAGACGACGGCAAUGGAUGCCCCAACGUCACAUUCAAACGAGUGAAGAGGGAGGGUAUGCUCGGCGAAGGUCUCUUUGGCCAGGUUCAAGUGCAUGAAGGCGAGGCCAUUUCCUUCGUGCUGAGAAACGACAUUCCGGAUCACAUCACGGCGCGGAUUUCCACUUCGGUACUUGACAGUCAGCAGCAUGAUACCCAGACCUUUUGGCACAACUUCAACCGGCAGUCAAAGUACAAGGGUCGUUGGAGGGAGGUUGUGGCUCGAAGCCUCAUGAUUUUGAAAAUGCUGACCUACGAGCCCACCGGCGCCAUUGUGGCAGCGCCAACUUUUUCCAUUCCCGAAGAUAUUGGCGGUGUGAGGAACUGGGACUACCGGUAUUCGUGGGUGCGCGAUUCCAGCUUCACCAUCUACAUCCUCCUUCGAUUGGGAUUCAGGGCCGAGGCAGAUGCAUACAUGGACUUCAUUAUGGAUCGCUUCGUGAAAUCCCGCGGUCCGGACGGGGGGUUGCCCAUCAUGUUCACCAUCCGCGGCGAGACGGACAUUCCUGAAAAGACAUUGGACCACCUUGACGGCUACCGAGGCAGUAGGCCGGUUCGAAUUGGUAACGGCGCUGCUUUUCAUCAGCAGUUUGACAUCUAUGGCGAGCUCAUGGACGCCAUAUACCUGUACAACAAGUAUGGCAAGCCAGUCCCUUGGGAUGUGUGGUGUGCUGUGAGAGAAUUACUGGGUUAUGUGUUGACCAUCGUCAAUGAUCCCGACAUGUCAAUAUGGGAAGUUCGUGGCAACAAACAGCACUUUACUUAUUCCAGGAUUAUGCUUUGGGUCACCUUUGACCGCGGCCUGCGACUUGCCGAGAAGCGAUGCUUCCCAUGCCCCAACCGUGCCAAUUGGCUGGCGGCCAGAGAUGGGAUUUACGAGGAAAUAAUGGAAAAAGGUUACAAUACCGAGAUGAAGGCUUUUAUACAGAGCUACGAAAACAGGACCGUUUUGGAUUCGUCUAUUCUCAUAGCCCCCCUCGUAUUCUUUAUUUCGCCCUGUGAUCCUCGAUUCGUCAAUACACUUGACAGGAUUCUACUGCCUCCCGACAAGGGGGGUCUAACGAGCGCUGGCUUGGUGUUUCGCUACGAUACGGAAUUGUCAGACGACGGUAUAGCUCAAUAUUGCUCCCAGAACCCAUGGCAUGACGCUAAUGAAGACGCCACAGGCGUUGGCGGGCGAGACGGCGCCUUUAGCAUGUGCACCUUUUGGCUGGUCGAGGCCAUGACCCGGGCUGGUGUGUAUGAAAGGAAAUACCUUGUUCGCGCAGUCAACCUGUUUGAGAACAUGCUCUCAUUUUCCAACCAUUUAUCCAUGUUUUCAGAGGAAAUUGCUCGAAGUGGCGAGCAACUGGGCAAUACGCCCCAGGCAUUUAGUCACCUUGCCCUAAUCAGUGCUGCGUUCAACUUGGACCGAGCAGCAGAAGGGUGGACGGGCCAGCAGUGA
Metarhizium album ARSEF 1941 is the source of this 2001-nucleotide messenger RNA. Its product is annotated as glycosyl hydrolase. The transcript has 7 exons. Gene Ontology annotation, molecular function: hydrolase activity, hydrolyzing O-glycosyl compounds. Lineage: Eukaryota; Fungi; Ascomycota; Sordariomycetes; Hypocreales; Clavicipitaceae. The record is from RefSeq and is a predicted model, not a curated record. Gene Ontology annotation, biological process: carbohydrate metabolic process. The coding region runs from base 1 to 2001 and encodes 666 amino acids.